AUGCCAACUUCACUCGCAACAUCUACUACCGACAAGACCCAAGAGGUUCGAAAAUUCGUCGCCCUCGACCUCUUCCGCUCUUACUCUGAUCCACCACGUACGACCUACCCCCUCACCCUUCACCCUACUGCUUCCACUGCUCCCCGCCUCGUACUUGGAACGCCGUGGACCCGCUCGACUAUAGCAGCAGAAGACGAAUUGGCGUGGUUGCCAGGUGCAUGGGGCUCAGACCUCGACCCGGAUGAGAUAUUCGAUAUGGAUAUGUAUUUCGAAGAAUCUGUUCCCGGGGACGACGACGAGCCCGAGCUCGACCCGCACCCGCAACACCUAGGCCUGGGUCCAAGGGCAGAGUACCACGACUUGGACCUCACGCCCUCGCACGAUAUGCUCGUCACACCCAAAUUCAGCAAUCAGCUCCCCGUGCCUCUUUCUCCGCCUCUCACCUCCACCACCACGUCGAGUACCUCCAUCACGCCUCUGCGCACUUCCUACUUUCUGCCUAUGGUCGAACAUGAGAAUGCAAAGGGAAAGGAGCUUGGGUACUUCCGUAUGGAGCAAGAACCAGAAUCCCUCGAGGAGCUCGAUGGAGAGGAAGAGGGCGAAGGGAGGUUUGAGCAGAUGAGGGCAUCAUGGGCGAGCCAAGCGAGUCGAGCAUCGAGCUUUGCUUCUUCCAUCUGCAGCUGGGCAGCUUCCUCCUACUCUUCCUCUGGCUCGUUCGGGUCUUUGGAGCAGUCAGACUCGCCAUUGAGUUUGGCAUCCUCGCUGUCUUCUCUCCGAAUCCAAACUGAUCCCGUUCGCACCUCCCCUUCACCCAGGCAGACCCGGCAGUCCGCGCGUUCUGGCAGCGCAGCGUCUCUCGCUUCUUCCUUAGCCUCUUUACAAAACGAGGCCGAAGAUGAAAUGGAGGGGAAAGAAGAUGUGACAUCCGGUCUCGUCAAAUUUGCUCUCGACAGCUUUUCCGCCCGUCCCAUUCGUCGUACUGGUACUGGGGCAGGCGCAUUGACAGGUGCAGGAUACGCGUUCGAAGGCAUCUCUCCCCAAACGACCGGUAAAUUCCUGCCCCAGGGUCUGCCCCAGAAGAGCGCGGAGAAGGCAGAGAAGGCAGAGCCUAGGAUAGGUACAUUCUUCCCCGGCUCUCGGCGCCCGACAAUGGUAACGGCACAAGUGGGAUCUUGA
Molecule: messenger RNA, 1176 nt
Organism: Cryptococcus wingfieldii CBS 7118
Lineage: Eukaryota; Fungi; Basidiomycota; Tremellomycetes; Tremellales; Cryptococcaceae
Exons: 3
Coding region: 1-1176 (391 amino acids)
Source: RefSeq, a predicted model, not a curated record